CCCAGCUCGCUCCCCGCGAUCGCGCGUCCCCGGCGUCGGCCGCGGUCGCCGGCUGUCCCCGCGUCGACCGCCGGCCCGGACGUGCCCCCUGCGGCCGCUGGCAGUGCCUGUGCCAUGGGGCUGCCGACUCUGGAGUUCAGCGACUCCUACUUGGACAGCCCGGAUUUUAGGGAGCGCCUGCAGUGUCAUGAGAUUGAGCUGGAGCGAACCAACAAGUUCAUCAAAGAGCUCAUUAAGGACGGCUCUCUGCUCAUCGGGGCGCUGAGGAAUCUGUCUAUGGCAGUACAGAAAUUUUCCCAGUCACUGCAAGAUUUCCAGUUUGAAUGUAUUGGUGAUGCUGAAACAGAUGAUGAAAUUAGUAUCGCUCAGUCACUGAAAGAAUUUGCAAGACUACUCAUUGCAGUAGAAGAAGAAAGGAGAAGACUGAUUCAAAACGCUAAUGAUGUACUAAUCGCGCCACUUGAGAAAUUUCGCAAAGAACAAAUCGGUGCAGCAAAAGAUGGAAAGAAGAAGUUUGACAAGGAGAGUGAAAAAUACUAUUCUAUUCUUGACAAGCAUUUAAAUCUGUCUGCAAAGAAAAAGGAGUCUCAUUUGCAAGAGGCAGAUACGCAGAUUGACCGAGAGCAUCAAAACUUCUACGAAGCAUCGCUCGAAUAUGUCUUCAAAAUUCAAGAGGUUCAGGAAAAAAAGAAGUUUGAAUUUGUUGAACCGCUUUUGUCUUUCCUUCAGGGUCUAUUCACUUUUUACCACGAGGGAUAUGAACUCGCCCAGGAAUUUGCGCCGUAUAAGCAGCAGCUGCAGUACAACUUGCAGAAUGUAAGACACCUGUCCUCACCGCUGUCCUUCGGAACCGGGGGGUCACAGGGCAGUGAGUUCCGGCCCAGCCAAACCUUGCAGUCUUUCAGAAAGUUCUCCAAGUACAGUACAACCUCACUCAUUUUGAAAAUGUCCACACUGCAAAUAAAGCCGCAUUGUUUGAUGGCGGGACACUCUACCCUCCACCACUCUCACACCAGACUGACCUCACUCGCCGUUAACAAUCCCAACUUGCACGGCGGUCUAUGGAAACACUCAUUUGUGUUUCAGAGUACUGAAAACUGUACAAACUUAGUUACAAAUCAUUUACUAACAGUCUGUAAUGUUUUUUUCCUUACAUUAGGACCGCUCGGUUUUACAUGGACUAAACAUUACUGUACAUAUGAUAAGGGAAGUAAAACAUUUACAAUGAGUGUUUCAGAAAUGAAAUCCAGUGGGAAAAUGAAUGGCCUUGUUACUAGCUCGCCAGAAAUGUUUAAAUUAAAAUCCUGUAUCCGACGAAAGACAGAUUCAAUUGACAAACGAUUCUGCUUUGACAUAGAAGUAGUCGAAAGGCAUGGGAUCAUCACGUUGCAGGCCUUCUCAGAAGCUAAUCGGAAACUCUGGCUUGAAGCCAUGGAUGGGAAGGAACCGAUUUAUACCUUGCCUGCAAUUAUUAGCAAGAAAGAAGAAAUGUACUUAAAUGAAGCAGGGUUCAACUUUGUGAGAAAAUGCAUUCAAGCUGUGGAAACGCGAGGUAUCACCAUUUUAGGCCUUUACCGAAUCGGAGGAGUGAACUCCAAGGUUCAGAAACUCAUGAACACUACAUUUUCUCCCAAAUCCCCUCCCGAUAUGGACAUUGACAUUGAACUGUGGGAUAACAAGACAAUAACAAGUGGGCUGAAGAACUACCUCAGGUGCCUUGCGGAACCACUGAUGACUUACAAAUUACACAAAGAUUUUAUUGUUGCUGUUAAAUCUGACGACCAGAACUACCGGGUGGAGGCUGUGCACGCGCUGGUGCACAAACUGCCGGAGAAGAACAGAGAGAUGCUGGACAUCUUAAUAAAGCACCUGGUCAAAGUGUCACUACAUAGCCAGCAAAAUCUCAUGACUGUCUCAAACCUGGGUGUCAUAUUUGGUCCAACUCUAAUGAGAGCACAGGAAGAAACUGUGGCUGCCAUGAUGAAUAUUAAGUUUCAGAAUAUCGUGGUUGAAAUUCUGAUAGAACACUAUGAAAAGAUUUUUCAUACUGCCCCAGACCCAAGCAUUCCUCUUCCUCAGCCUCAGUCUCGAUCUGGAUCCCGAAGGACACGUGCCAUCUGCCUCUCCACAGGCUCCCGGAAGCCCAGGGGGAGGUACACUCCGUGCUUGGCAGAACCUGACAGCGACUCCUACAGCAGCAGCCCGGACAGCACACCCAUGGGGAGCAUCGAGUCACUUUCCUCUCACUCCUCUGAGCAAAACAGCACCACGAAGUCCGCCUCCUGCCCACCCAGGGAGAAGUCUGCAGGGAUCCCUUGGAGUGCAUCCCCGUCGCCUUCCAACGGACAGAAGAGCCUGGGGCUCUGGACAACUAGUCCCGAGUCAAGUUCUAGAGAAGAUGCAACCAGAACGGAUGCCGAAUCCGACUGCCAGAGCGUUGCCUCGGUCGCCAGCCCGGGGGACGCGUCCCCACCGCCCAUAGACCUGGCCAAGAAGGGGCCGUACGGGCUUUCAGGGCUGAAACGAGCCUCUGCUUCCUCUCUCAGAUCCAUCUCGGCCGCUGAAGGAAACAAGAGCUACAGCGGAUCCAUUCAAAGCUUAACUUCCAUAGGUUCCAAAGAGACGCCCAAAGCCCCACCAAACCCAGACCUGCCUCCAAAAAUGUGCAGGAGGUUAAGGCUAGACACUGCCUCCAGCAAUGGCUACCAGCGACCCGGCUCCGUCGUGGCAGCGAAGGCCCAACUGUUUGAAAAUGUUGGUUCGCCGAAGCCAGUUUCUUCUGGGCGCCAAGCCAAAGCCAUGUACUCCUGUAAGGCAGAGCACAGCCAUGAGCUUUCCUUCCCCCAGGGGGCGAUCUUUUCCAACGUGUACCCAUCAGUGGAACCAGGAUGGUUGAAGGCAACUUAUGAAGGCAAAACAGGACUGGUCCCAGAAAAUUACGUUGUCUUCCUCUAAGACUACUUAGUGGAUGGCAGUAUCUUCAUGGUAUCCAUGGUAACAAGCAAUAAGUGCUAUGAUUUUAUCUGACACAGAUAUGGGGAUCAGCCCAUUAAAAUGAGGACAGUCCAUUUCUAUCAAGUUCUACACCAGCAGACUAUGUAGCUCCCUAUUAAGAGAAAGGAAAAUAGUGUUUAAAUUGUUCGCCAUUCAUUUUUCUUUUUCUCUUUUUUGGCUGGUUUCUUAUUUUGAAGUAGCUUGCCCCUUUCCUUUUUUUUUUUAGAUAAGUAACUCUCCACAAUGUCUCUUUCAUAACAAUUGUAAUCUCAAAUGCUGUGUUAAGUACUACUAUAUCCCCAAAAUUUGGAAACCAGAAAUCUGCUAUAAGACUUUUGAGAUCUGCCUGUUACUGUCUGGUGUUCUCUGAGAAACCUUGAAACCAUUACUAAAAAAUGUAAUUUAAAUUGUUCAUUUAUUAUGAUUUUUUUCUUAAAAAUAUACUGCUAUUAUAUAUGAUUGUUUUGCUGGUCCUAAACAUUUCAAGGAAAUAAGGCGCUUUUUUUUAACAUAGAUUUAUUUUUAUUUGUUUACCAAGUAGAUGAUAAUAUUCAAAAGCAAUAAUGUAUAUGAUGUCUGUAAAUGAAACCGAAUUAGGUCAUACACUGAUUCUGCUGUAAACGCUCUGUGCAGCAUUCCAGACACCUUCCAUGGGCUUAGAGCAGGGACCAGCAAACUAUUUCCGUAAAGGCCUGAUGGUAAAUAUUUUCUGCUUAGCAGGACCUGUGGUCUCUGUCACACCAGUCCACUCUGCAUUGUAGCAGAAGGUGGCCAGAGACACAAGUAAAUGGGUGUGGCCGUAUGCCCAUACAGCUUUAUUUCAGGACGCUGAAAUUUGACAGUCAUGGUUAUCACGUGUCAUGAAAUAUUAAGCUUCUUUGACUUUGAAAAAUCCAUUUAAAAAUAGAAUUGUUCUAAGCCUGUGGGCCGUAGACAGACAGGUGGCAGACCAGGGUUAACUCCUGGGUCACGGUCUGUUGACCCCUGGUUUAGAGGAUGUGUAAAAUGACCUUUAUAACUUUGAGAUUUUAUGAAAUUUUAUUCCAUUAACCUAUAAAUGCUGGUAAGUCACACGCACAUAUCCUCUGGUAGUAUCAUUGUAGUGGUGUCACAGAUGUGUAACUGCAGUAAUAGGAAAGCAAUGUAAAGGUGCCGUGUACAAGCAUACAACAUAAGCUCUACCUGCAGCUCUGUAAAGUGUGAAAGUCUCUUACUGGUGUCUAGUUUGGGGUUUUGAGAAAUUCUCCUACAAGUGAUAAAGAUGCUGUUUUAAGACACUAGUAGAGACAUGCCUUCUAAAGUCUAUGCUUAGUUGAAACAGAAUCAAACUCUUUAUACAGGAUUCUUAAAUGGUUUUGAACUGGGGUUUGAAAUUGUUACAUCAUCUUUAGCAAGAAUAAAGUCAUACAUGAUUUUCGGGUAUGCCUUUCGAUUUACAACCUUUAUUAGGGAUUUCACUGAAUUUAUAGAGCAUAGAAAUAGAUAUUUACUACCCAUUUAUAUAUGCCAUCAACAUCUGGCCAUGCAUCCACCAUUAGUUCUAUUGUUUCUAUUUGAAUAAUCCUCACAUUGUUUCUAUAUGUGGCUAAGAGCCUUUCUUCUAAAGAUUCUCAAAAGCUGGUUCCCUGCCAUCGACUGCCACGGUGCUGGCCCCUUGGCCAUGGCAUUUUACCUGUUGCUUCACAGUUCCUCACUGUACAGACACUCAGGUACCAACUAUAGACAUUUCUUCUUAACGUGAUAUUGUGAUCUGUAAUCUCAGUCUCUUCUACUUUAAUGUUUCUAGAGUUAAUAGGUUAAAUUAUACAUGCCCACAUGCACAACUAUGCCUGGGAGCAUUUGUGCUUUUAAAAUUAAAAAUGGAAUAAUGGAUGAGAAUGUAAAAGAGAGAACCGUAGACGGACUCGCAACCAGAAGUAAAUAUCAGUGCAUUGAAAUAAAGGGAUGAAAACUAUUUAAUGUUAUAAAAAUUAGUAAUAUAAUGAAAAAACCUGAUAAGUUUGUUGCCUUUUUUUACCUGCUGCUAUUGACUUUUAUACACUAUGAUUAUAUGUUGUUAGAGCUUCUUGAUCUCUGGCUCCUCGGUGGCCCUCAGGAGUAGUAAUCGUACUGUUCACACCCCGACUACCCUCUGCUGGGACAGAGGUGGUCUUUCUAGUGGACCAGUCCCUGAGUCUACAACACCCUCAGUUUAAGCGUCCUGGCUAGCAUUUGGCAUCUGACUAAAUGAGAGCCUCUGAAGACAAACUGAUUUUCUUUCAGAGACCAACUUGACUCCAAAACAGUGAUUCCUGCUUCACUUGCUGCUGCAUAAAGAAAUCUCAGCCUUCAUUUUAUUUUAACACAGGCCACAGUGUCCCUGCCUCGGAGUUGUCUGUGGGCUAAUCCCACGGAUGCUCAGUGAGGAGACAGCACGGGCUGUAACGGAUGUGCGUGGGGAGCCCUGCUCCUUUAUCCUGGGGAGGCAUAGCUGGGGCCAGUCCUGGAUAGGGUCCGUUUUUUGAAACAAGCGGCAAAAGUGCUUGCUCAAAUUGUGCUUUUACUUGGUGUUUUAAUCUCACAGAUUUGUGAGGAUGGCUUUCUUCUUCAUACUGACUGUGUGUGGAAGCAAGUCGUGGCCAUGUGUUGGAGGCAGGCGGAACCUGCUUUUCCCUAGAAACGUUGCCAACAGAUAAGGUAUUUGUGGGCAUUGAGAAAAGUCAGGACAUGUGCUCUACAUUCUAAGGAAUAUUACUUGCACCAGAAGGCAAUGCCAGCCGAGAGAAGAUGAUCACAUUUGAAAUCGUAGCAGCAUUUCAGUAAUGAAACCUUAGCUUUGCAGAGACAUAGUGAAGACCCGCUAGACUUCCCACAUUGGACACACACGCAAACGUGGGCGCCCCAAUCACUGCUGCCAGUAUAAUCAGGAUGAGAAGGAGACUGAUGAGUCAGUCAGUCUUCUCAUCUGUUAUGUGAAAAUAUCCUCAAAACAAAACCUGUAUGUAACUAACAGGUGACUCUUCUGUUGUGCUGUAACUCCGCCAACUUUAUAGAAACUACUAGUCAGUCAACCGAAGGCUUUUUCUGUUGUGUUACGUGUAAAUGUCUGAGCAGUUGAACCAUCCCUGUAUUCCUCUGAGGUCUGUGGCAGAUGAGGAAGUGCCACAUCUCCUUAUUCAGUGGAAGUGGUUUGCCCAGCUGUGUCGGCUCCCUGUGCUUUGCACUAAGUGGGCGCUACCAGGCUUCUCAGCAGUGGCUCCUUUGCUGGUUCUUUCAGGAAUGGUUGAGAUUUUUUAAAAAACGUUCUUUACAGUUCCAUACUCUCCAGGUUCCCAAAUAGGAAGAAUAAAAGGACACAAUUUUUUGUUUUAUUUCUGCAAUAGUUGAUUUUAUAUAGGGUGGCAUGUUUUCUAAAAAUCCACCAUGAUGUAAAGGAAAUAAAUCCAGCCCUGCAAUCCUGGGAAGGUAGCACCUGCUAACCUCCUCGCUCCCAGCCUCAUCUUCAGGUCUGUCUGUGUCCGACGUGAGAGGGUCUCGUUCACACGGAUGCUGCUUUAGAAGAGUCCCUCAGAGCCUUUCUUCAAACAGCUUCAAUGUCUAGUAUGCCCCCACCAGUUCUCUUUUUGUGAUGCUUUCAUCAGCAUUUAGAACCCGAACUUGAUUUGUAUUUUAUUGACUGAAGUAGAGGUAGAGCAGUUUAGGAACAGAUUUUGUUCUUUGGUUUUAGAGUACAUUUGUAAUUUGCAGCUGUUCCUGUGACCUAACAGCACAGGAUUGGACCCCAGAAUCAUAUCUCUUGGUAAAAAAAAAAAAAAAAAA
Vicugna pacos (alpaca) is the source of this 6792-nucleotide messenger RNA. NCBI's taxonomy places the organism in Eukaryota, Metazoa, Chordata, Mammalia, Artiodactyla, Camelidae. The record is from RefSeq and is a predicted model, not a curated record.